GCUGGGAUCGCGGCGCCAUGGUGGCCCGGAGCACGGACAACAUUGAUACCUCUGGAGAGGGACAAGUGCGCUCUUUGGGAAAUGCAACCAACAACGUCAAGGGCAAGCCAACCAAGAGGCUUUCCAUCACGCGAGGUCACUUCCCCAAGCUGACUGAAUGUGCCCAUUUCCACUAUGAAGCAGUGGACUUUGGACACAUCCAGCUACAGUUUGCGCCCGAGCAGAACGAGAACCUCAGCAACUUGGAAGAGGGGGAACUGCUUUUUGCCAUUCAAGUCACCUGCCAGGGGAAAAGCUGGCAGGUGCAUCGCAGCUAUGAGGAAUUCCGCACUCUGGACACCCACCUGCACUGCUGCAUCUUUGACAGGCGUUUCUCCCAGCUUCCUGAGCUGCCUCCCUUCAGCCACAUGCGGGCUAACCCAGAGCUGCUGGUGCCCAUGCUUACGCAGUACCUAGAAAAGCUCUCGGCCAUUGUGGAUAGCAACAUCAACUGCGGGCCAGUCCUCACCUGGAUGGAGAUCGAUAACCAUGGCAACCGUCUGCUGGUCAACGAGGAAGCCUCUAUCAAUGUUCCCGCCAUCGCAGCCGCCCAUGUCGUCAAACGCUACACGGCGCAAGCACCCGACGAGCUCUCCUUUGAGGUUGGAGACAUCAUCUCUGUGAUUGAUAUGCCCCCCAAGGAGGACAGGAGCUGGUGGCGUGGAAAACAUGGAUUCCAGGUGGGCUUCUUCCCCAGCGAGUGUGUGGAGCUGUUCUCGGAACGGCCGGCAUCGGGACUCAAAGGAGAUGCAGAAGGGAUGAGCUGCGGCAUUUCCAGACCCCAUGGCCUCCUCUCCCCCACUUCAGUGUCUAAGAAGCACGGGAAGCUGAUUGGGUUCCUUCGCACCUUCAUGAAGUCCAGGCCCAGCAAGCAGCGCCUCAAACAGCGCGGGAUUCUCCGGGAGAGGGUCUUUGGCUGCGACUUGGGCGAGCACCUCAAGAAUGCCGGCAGCGAUGUUCCCCAGGUCCUGCGUUCCUGCUCUGAGUUCAUUGAGAAGCAUGGCAUUGUGGACGGAAUCUAUCGCCUCUCUGGGGUUUCCUCCAACAUCCAGCGGUUACGGCACGAGUUCGACAGCGAGCGUGUUCCUGAGCUCUCCAAGGACGUCUACUUGCAGGACAUCCAUUCCGUCAGCUCUCUCUGCAAGCUGUACUUCCGGGAGCUGCCGAACCCUCUGCUCACCUACCAGCUCUAUAACAAGUUUGCUGAGGCUGUGUCCGUCUCUGGGAACGAGGAUCGCUUGGUGCGUGUCCAUGACGUCAUCCAGCAGCUACCUCCGCCACACUACAGGACCCUGGAAUACCUGCUCCGGCACCUGGCACGCAUGGCUAUGCACAGUCAAAACACCAGCAUGCAUAUCCGCAACUUAGCCAUCGUCUGGGCACCCAACCUGCUGCGUUCGAUGGCUCUAGAGUCCGUAGCGCAGUGUGGUGCGGAUGCCUUCCAGGAAGUCCGAGUGCAGUCCCUUGUGGUUGAGUUCCUUCUCAACAACGUUCAGGUUCUCUUCAGCGACACCUUCACCUCUGUCGGAAAGGACAGUGCAGGACGCUGCUUCCUUCCCCGACCCAAAUCCCAGCUGGUCAGCUGCCCUUCCACCCGACUGCUGUCUCUCGAGGAGGCCCAGGCUCGCACUCAAGCCCUUUGCAAGAUCACCAAACCAGAGGCCAAACGCGAGUCCACCGAUCUGCAGGGGCAAGGAAAGGUCUCCUCUGUUUUGGGAUCACCUGACUCCAGGCAAAAGGCGGAGAGCAACGGGAGGCUACGCAAGACCUCGGGCCCAAGCUGGAGAGCGUUUUUUGCCAUUGGCAAGGCCCCCGUGACAUUCCGCAAGAAAUCACAUCGGCUUGGAGAGCUCUUUGGACUCGGAGAGUCUCUGCCAGGGGGCCAGGUUGAGACUGUCACCCUGAGAUCAGCCAAGAGCGAGGAGUCCCUGACCUCCCAGGCCAGCAUGACAGGUCUUCCCAAGCUGCCCUGCCUGCGACGCCCCCACUCCAGUAGUGAUGCCUUCCCCACCCUGAAACCCUGCCGUUCGUGUUCAUCUCUGGGCUCCUCUGUGUCGGGCCGGGGGGACGGCCCAGCCGGGGCCGUAGACAUGGUGGCACGGCGCCGUUCUUCCUGGCUGGAGGGUGACUCGGAACUGGACUCGGAGCUCGAGCUGAGCCCUCCUGGCCUCCGCGGAUUGGACUUUGACCCGCUGACCUUCCAGUGCAGCCCCCCUGCUCGGCGACCCUCCGUCUCAGACAACUCCAGCACCCCAAGCCCCAUCGGAGCCCUCUCACCCAGUUCACCCCCCACCAUCGGCCAGGAUACAUCGGAGGCUUUACCGGUCUCCCUGCCUGACAAGGUGCUGGAAAUGUUUGCAGGCGGCGAGGUCAAGGGGCUGAAUGCACACACCUCCCCACCGCACAUGAUCUCCAUGCUGCUGAGCGCCGCUGGCGGGCAGCUCAGCGACAGCUGCAAACGCGAAGUCCGCUGCAAGCUCACACAAGCCAAAGGCCAUGUGUCUCCUCACAGUCCCAAAGCCGAAGCGGCCCCCACGUCUCCCGGUGCACUCCCUGUGCUGCGGCAUAUCCCCCCACCUCCUCCUCCCAAGAACCCAGCUCGGUUGAUGGCGCUAGCGCUGGCCGAGAGCGCGCACCAGGCAGUGCUACAGCAGCAGCAGCAGCAGCAGCAGCGACAAGCCGGCCACGGGAAGAGGGAACCACGGACGCACUUCCGACGCUCACUAUCCCUGGAGUGCAAAGCAGGAGAGCUGUCGACUGGAGCGCGGGCGCUCUACUCCAUGGUACGCCCCGGCCCCAAGGCCCCUGGACCUGCGUCGCUGCAAGGCCAAGCCAGGGGCAGGAGCGUAGGCAGCCAGUGUCGCGACCGCCAGGGUGGAAACCAGGUGCCGUCAAGCCAGGCCUCACCCUUGGGUAGCUCAGAUUCCUUCUCGCCCUACCGGCGGGGCCUCAGCGACCUGCCCCAGAGAGACCCCCAGCCACAUUCCUUAUCAGACCCAUACCGCUUGUCCUGCCAGUCUCCUGCCUCACCUAUCGCCUACAACUUUAACUACCAGCCGCCUCCCCUGUCGGUCCCCUAUCCUGCACUCCGCCAGCCCCAAGACCCAUUUCCCUCAUCCACUCAGUCUCCGGCCCCACCUAAGCCUCCGCCUCCUCCACACUUCCCCGUUGCCCCGAGUCCCCUGCCCCUCAAAAGCAGGCUCCCUACCUUCCAGUCCUACCUCCCGGAUCAUCAGCUCCGGCACAGCAGCCGCUUCCCUGUCUCUUCUCGGGCAGGCAUUAAUGGGACGCCACCUCCCCAGCUGGAACACGAGAAUCUCUAUUACGAGAUUGCCGGAGAGCCUCCUGCUUACCCGGGCAUGGCGCGACCCUGGCCACCCUACCCGCCCCCUGAGUAUUUGGCCACAUUUAAUGCCUCCUAUGGGGUGUUUGAGAGGCCGUGGCGCCAGCCCUACCUCCCCUCAGCCUCGUCGUCCCUCCAACCCAUCUUGAAGAACAGCCGUGUACACAGCCAGCCGAUGCCACCCGCGGUGACUCGGCAGGAACCCAUCUACGUCAACGUGCCCUUUCCUGAGCCCCCCUCUGUUAUCCCUGCGUCUUCCCCCCCACCUGAAGCAUCACACCCACGCAGUCAUUCCGACCCCGGAGCUCCUCAGCCUCUCGCACACCACAGCAGACCUCCGUUGCCUCAGAAGCAGAGGCUCGGCUGGGGAUACCCUUCCACUGGGCAAUACCGCCAGCUCAUGGAAGCUUUGCCAUGCAGCCGCACCAUGUGGCAAUUAUACCGCCCUCCCCCGUCUUGUUGGGGUCGGCCCCCCUACGGUCCUGAGCCCAUCAUCACCUACGAUGGACCCCCAGCCCGCCCAGGGAGCCAGACCUCUGCUCCCCCUUCGUCUCUGCGGAAGCUGGACGAGUGCUGCCCAUCGCCGCCGCAGUAUGGCCAUGUAGGAAGGAGAGAGGGGUCUCCGUCUGGGUGCUACUUGGGGCCCAGUUGGACAGUGUACACAGAGGGCCAAACUCACAGCUACUGUUGA
This is a messenger RNA of Gekko japonicus, 4073 nucleotides long. RefSeq names its product Rho GTPase activating protein 33 (gene ARHGAP33). The record is from RefSeq and is a predicted model, not a curated record. The coding region runs from base 18 to 4073 and encodes 1351 amino acids. NCBI's taxonomy places the organism in Eukaryota, Metazoa, Chordata, Lepidosauria, Squamata, Gekkonidae. Gene Ontology annotation, cellular component: nucleoplasm; actin cytoskeleton; cell cortex. Gene Ontology annotation, biological process: small GTPase-mediated signal transduction. Gene Ontology annotation, molecular function: GTPase activator activity; protein binding; phosphatidylinositol binding. The transcript is spliced from 22 exons.